Phyllostomus discolor (pale spear-nosed bat) is the source of this 7375-nucleotide messenger RNA. RefSeq names its product KIAA1958 ortholog. The record is from RefSeq and is a predicted model, not a curated record. Lineage: Eukaryota; Metazoa; Chordata; Mammalia; Chiroptera; Phyllostomidae. The coding region runs from base 199 to 2433 and encodes 744 amino acids. The transcript has 5 exons.
CGUCCGCUGCCCGCCCAGCGCCUUCCCGCUCUCUCUGCCGUCGCUGCCCGGCUCUCUGGCCGCUCGCUCUCCCUCCCUCCCCUCCCGUCCUGCCCAGUCCUGCCCGGGUUGCCCGGCUCCAGCAGGCCCCCCCACGGCCCGCGUUCCUAUGGACAGACGCACAGACACCUGCAGGAAAGACACUGCUGAUCCUGUAACAUGGAGGACUGCCUUCAUACCUCAUCUGAGAAUCUGUCCAAAUUGGUCAGCUGGGCCCACAGCCAUGGGACUAUUUGCAGCCUCAUCCCUAACCUGAAACACUUGCUUUCGGAAGGUUCCCAUGGGAACCUGACCGCAAUGUGGGGCUGUAGUGCCGGGCAUGCUUAUCACUGGCCACUGACAGCUACUUGCAGAGCUGGGUCCCAGGAAAGGGUCUGUUUCCAGGAUAACAGAAGUUUUAACUCCGAUAGUCCCAGUAUAAUCGGAGUGCCCUCUGAGACACAAACUAGCCCAGUUGAAAGGUACCCUGGGAGACCCGUGAAAGCGAAGCUAGACUGUAAUCGGACCAGAGACUCUUGUGACUUCUCUUAUUGCAGUGAGCCCUCUGAACUGGACGAAGCUGUUGAAGAGUAUGAAGAUGAAAACACCCUGUUUGACAUGGUUUGUGAGUCUUCUGUUACAGAUGAGGAUAGUGACUUUGAACCCCCAACCCAAAGGCCUCAAAGCAUUGCUCGAAAAAGGCCUGGAAUAGUCCCGUCUUCUCUCCAUUCAAGCUCCCAGGCUCAGAUGGUUGAUGAAUGCAGCAGCGAUGUCAUCAUCAAGAAAAUCAAACAAGAGAUUCCUGAAGAUUAUUACAUUGUGGCAAAUGCAGAGUUGACUGGAGGAGUAGACGGACCGGCCCUGUCGUUGACACAGAUGGCCAAACCCAAGCCUCAGACUCAUGCUGGUCCCUCCUGCGUCGGCUCUGCUAAGCUAAUUCCCCAUGUAACAUCUGCCCUCAGCACAGAGCUAGACCCACAUGGUGUUUCUGCAUCUCCCUCUGUGAUGUCCAGACCAGUGGUCCAGAAGACCGCCAGGGCACCUCUGGCUUCACCAAACAGAGGGCCCUCCGGUGCGCAUGGCACCAACCAGCAGGUGGCCAUGCAGAUGCCUGUGAGCACAUCCCAUCCUAACAAACAGAUCAGCAUCCCCUUGUCUGCCCUGCAGCUGCCUGGACAGGAUGAGCAAGUUGCUUCGGAAGAGUUCCUGCCCCACCUGCCCAGCCAGGUCUCCUCCUGUGAGGUGGCCCUUUCUCCCUCAGUUAACACAGAGCCAGAAGUGAGCUCCAGUCAGCAGCAGCCCCAGGUGGCCCCAACCAUAACCACCGAGGCCAUGGCACAGUGCAUACCAGACCAGGAUGAAAGAGCAGCUGAGCUCAGCAGGGAGCAGAAUGAGAAAACCAUCCGGAGCACGCAGACUGCGCUCCGCAAUUUCCCCUAUUCCACUAAGCUCAACAAAUUUCCUGUAUUUAAUAUUAAUGAUGACUUGAAUGAUCUGUGUACCAGUGCAGUAAGCCCAAACACUACCAAAGCCACGCGCUAUGCCCUGAAUGUGUGGCGAUACUGGUGCAUGACCAAUGGGCUCAAAGAUCACACGGACAUCACCAAGAUCCCUGCAGUGAAGUUGAACGAACUGCUGGAGAACUUUUAUGUCACCGUUAAGAAGAGUGAUGGCUCGGACUUCCUGGCCACCUCGCUCCACGCCAUUCGCCGAGGCCUGGACCGCAUCCUGAAGAACGCAGGCGUGGGCUUUUCCAUCACCAGCAGCACCUUCAGCUCUUCCACCAAGAAACUCAAGGAGAAGCUGUGGGUGCUGAGUAAGGCAGGGAUGUCAGGUGCCCGCUCUCGCAACAUCAUCUACUUCUCCCUUUCCGACGAGGAGGAGAUGUGGCAGGCAGGGUGCCUGGGGGACGACAGCCCCAUCACUCUCCUGUCCACCGUGGUCAAGUACAACAGCCAGUACCUGAAUAUGCGGACACUGCAGGAGCAUGCAGAUCUGAUGUAUGGUGACAUCGAGCUGCUUAAAGACGCCCAAAACCAGCCCUAUUUUGCCCGGACAGACAGCGUCAAGCGGGAGAGCCGGAGUGGUUCCACUAGAAUAUGUCAUGGGGAAAUCUACCACGAGCAUUCCAGGGGACACAAACAGUGCCCUUACUGCCUCCUCUACAAGUACAUGUACAUCCACCGGCCCCCCACCCAGAUGGAGGCCAAGUCCCCUUUCUACCUUACCGCUCGGAAGGAGGCCAUAGACAUGGGCAGUGUGUGGUAUGAGGAGCAGAGGAUGGGGCUUCGGUCUCUCCGGGGAAUUGUUCCAAACUUAGCCAAGAAGGUCAAGCUGGAAAACUGUGAGAACUUCACCUUCGUCUCAUUUACUCAGGUCUCCAGGAGGCUCAGCUCCCACAGCUGCUGCCAGUGAGCCUUCCUGGGUCCAGGCCACUGCUUUGACACAGCCGGCAGUGACCGUGACUUCAUGGCCAGGCCGGUCUCUGUCAGUGUGACCUGCUAUUUCUUUGACUUUGGGUUUUUUUUUUAAGCUGAAAGUAGAUGAGUCUGAAUAAUUAGGAUGUUUUAUCCAAAUGUGUGUCACCUUUGUUAAAUUAUAGAAUCUAAUACAGUGUGUAAUUGCUCCAUACACAGGAGCAAGGAAGUUUAUUUUAUCUAGUGCCUUUUUAGCACAGAUUUUCUCAAAAAAAAAAGGAAACUGUUUAAUUAGUGAUUUUUUAAAAAUCCCAGUAGCCUAGUAGCUUUAGAAUGUUUAGAAGACUAUAUACACCUUAUUAAAGUACACUCACAAUGAAGAACCAGAGAGAGGCGGCAGACACAUUAACUGUUUCCGGAAGGAAAAUUGCACUCGACACCCCUCUUUAUCUUGUGUUGAUGGAUAACUCGAUUCUGCAGAGCAAGCAGCCUUGCGUGGCAGAAGGUGCUGGAGACUCACUCGGUCACGCUCUCAUCACUGGGAGAAACUUACCUCUGCGUCGUUAGAGGCGAUUUUACGAAAAAAGACCAAUGCGCCAAAAGCUGUGUGUGAGAGCAAGGCUUCCAGUAAACUGGGGGUUUGUGCGGUGAGGGAAUUUCCAGUAGCGAAAGACAGCGGCUUGGAAAAGCGGUCUGUGCUCAAACGUGACCACCUCCUGAAGCAGAAGUGCCUACGUUGUGUUUCUCAGCACCAUGGGAAAGCUCCUUUCAUUUGAACAUUUUUUUUGGAGUCUUUUAAAAAUCUGUUCUGUGUGUCCUACAGUGUGUUUGGUCAGCAUAUAGCACUGGAUCUGUAACACAAACUAAAGGUAGUUUUCAGGCGGACCCAGGGAAACCCAACAAAACAAGCUACAAAGGAAACAAAUCGGAAAAUGUGUUCAUUAAAGCGCAUUGAAACAUUUUUGUCCAAGUAUGACUCAGCCACAGUAGAUUUCAUCAUUGCAGGUUGGCACCAGUGUUUGGGGCACGAUGCUGUAGGCAGCUGACCAGGUAAGCAAACCCAGCGUUAAGGACAUAGCUGUGAGAAUCCAAGCGUGGUGAUAGGGUAUUCAUGCAGUUUGAAACCAUCUCACUCAGGUAAAAUCCAACCUGACCACUUGUGACUGAGACAUCAGCAGAAUUUUCCAGAAGCUACCCUGAAUGAGAAGUGAGAAAUUUCCCUAAAGAGUGCUAGCUAAUAAUAAUAAUUUCUAGGGAUCCUUCUUUCGCAUUUGAAGAAAGACUGCUACAACUUGAUACCAUUACGUUCCUUGUGUAUGCUUUCUAAUUCAAAGUUAAAAUUCCAAUAUAAGUUGGCAUUGUAGGAGUCCUAAAAUCAGUCCUAUUACUCUUCAAAAUAUUAUUUUAGGAUUUAUUUUAAUUGUUUUCAAAAAUCAUUCACUGGUCACUGAAUACUUCCUUUUUCAGAGGAGACUCAGCCAAUGCUGCCUUAAGGGUUAAUGUUGUUCUCUUUGUAGUUGCCACACAUUUAUAACGUUGUUUACUAGUUGAUCUGCCCUGAAUGUAGAUUAACUUUGGUAUGUCUCCAUUUGUAUGUAAAUAACAGGUAAUAUUUAAAACCCAGUGUUACGACUUCAUGGUGCAUACUGUUCUAUUACGGUUUCCUGUGGUGAUUUUAGGGUUUUGAUUAAAAGGAGAUCCAAAACAUUAGGUAUAGUUUCUUUUAGUUUGCUAAACGUCCAAAGGAUAUGUUGUUUGUGGAAAACGGAUGGUCAUUUUUUUCUCGUCAGUUCUGCACUUAAACAAAAAUAGAACCUAUAUGAUUUGUUGGGCAGAGACUGCAGCCUGUUGGCAGUUAAAUAAAAUCUCCAUUUUUAUUUAAAUAGACUCAAGAAGAAAUUGCCACCAGGAAUCACUGGGAUCUUUUCAGAUUUCCAAAGGUUGUAUAAUCUUUGUGUUGACAGUGGCUUUUCAUCAGCUGAGGAACCAACCAUCUCUCCUAUUUGGUACUUACUACCUUUGGUGCCGUGUAAAUCCCCAGAGUUCUGAAGCGAGUGAUUAUAAUAAAACAUCAGGGGCUGGAAUCUUCAGUGAUGGCCGAUGAAAUGAAAGAAUUGUCUCUCAGCAUUCUAAAUGCCGUUCAUGACAUGCCUCCUUGGGGAAAAGGAGGAAGAAAAUGCAUUUAUCAAAUGCUGUUUUGGGUACUUUGUGAUGUGUUUGUGUGGAGGUGUGUGUGUGUGUGUGUGUGUGCGCGCACACACACGCACACACUUUAAAUUCCUACGCGGUAACACGUAGUGAACCUGCUAAAACAGCCAAGCCCGUAUCCAUGGCUGUGCCUGUGCUCAGGAUUCGAGGGGCAGGGCAGCUGGCUCCAAGGCAGCUGAUCUGCCUUUGCAGAUGGCUCUAAACCACACCCACUGGGGGCUCCACAGUUUUCUACUCUUCUCCUGAGCCAGGAAAAAGAAGAAUCCCAAGAAAAAAAGUGGGGGAAGUUGAGUGUUUUCUCCACUUGCCUUUAGUUGUUUUUUUGUUUUCGUUUGUUUGUUUUUACUCAAAAGUGGGUAUGAAUAUCAGGAAUUCGCCAGUUCCCCGAGGCACAGCUGCCCCUGGCUCCUCGCCAGGAGGGCCUGCGGAGUCACUGGGUGCCCUCUGCACCUUCCGCACCUGCUCUGAAGUGAGCCCUGCUUCCUCGGUACCUCCUCCCUGAGUCCCUCAGUCUCCCCUGGGACGUUUAUUCUGCCUGAGAGAACAGGCGUCAGCUGGAAGGGUGUGAUUCAGUUAACUAUACAGGGUCUAGCGCAGCACUAGGCACACAGUAAGCAUGCAAUAAAUGUGAGCUGUUUUAGUUACAACUCUCAGUAACAGUAAUAACUAAUAUUAUUCAACUGAUCUGCAUUGUACCACUUAUUUCUUCCAUUUGGAGAUUUUCUUCUUUAAACUGUUGAAUGCGAAGAGGCAACCAAACCUUAUAAUCUGGUUAUAUUUAUGCCCAUCAAUUCUACCUCCAAUACAGCCAGGACCUAAUACCUCAGAUAUAAGCAAAAAUAAAUGAAGAAUGGAGAAAUGUCAAGAAACUUCAUAAGAAAGCUCGUUCAUUGUUUAGUGUGUUUGCAAAGGGGAAUGUUAUGGAAAAACCUGACCAAAGUUGUGACAGAAAUGGUGGCAAUUUCCAUGGAUUAUAUACCUAUGCUGUGUUCAUCUGCCCUGACUGAUAAAUGGUGUUUGAAGAAAUGCAGGAUUCUGUUACUUUGAUUUUUAUUUUAAUUUAGCCUUACUAAAAGCAUUAAGCCCUAUACUACUCUCUCAACAUGUUCCUAGACGGUCAUGGGGAGAAUCUGGACAAAAUAAUGUUCACGGAGAAGCUAAAGCCUCUUGUUGUAAUAGAAGGAUCACUAGCCUGGGACUCCUUGGUUGCCCACUUGGCAAGUUCUGUUCCCACUCUACGGCCAAGGAUACAGUGGGCCCAGGCGAGGGGGUCGUCUCCAAAGUGAACAAUGUUGCACUUCUGCAGCUGGGGCGGGGCAGAACUAGGGAGCCGAAUUCCUAACCCCUCAAGGUCACAGAGUGAUUCUUCUAAGUUAGUGCGUCUCGCUGGACUGGAACGCUUUCUCUAGGAAUAACAGUUUUCUUGAAUUUUCAAGUUUCACAACUUCUAAAAUUAUCUUGCUAUCUUUAGGCAGCAGAAGGUUGGUUAUUUUUCUGUUCAGGCUAACACUGACCACAUGUUACUGCUUAAAUAAAGUAAACAGAAGAUUCGCUAUGCUUGUCCAACAGGCACCGCUUUGCUGCUUUUAUUGGACUCUGGAUUGCUGAGCAGUUUUGAGCUAGUCACCAGUUCACUUCAGGCAUCAGUAAACGCAAAAACGAAGACCUCCAAGAAGAGUUACCUCAUUGUCUCCACAUGAGCUGCCACUUGGUCCAAGUUAAGGCCCGUGCAUAUUUAGAAGCUGUUAACAUACCGCCCUACAGAAAAGAAUACAUUAAAAGAUUCAGACUCAUAUGUAUCUUUUAAGUGUUUUUGCUUUGGGGUUAAUUUUUCAUGCCCAGUAUUAAAAGAGAAACGUUCAGCCACUUAGGCAGUGGUAUUAGGUAAAAACCUUUGUUGUGUUUUCCAUAUAAAUGAAUGGCCUUAGCCUAAACAUGAGGGGGGGGGGGCUCGGCGGUGACCGAAGGCCAGGCCCCCUUUCUGAGAGAGGAGAGGUCGUGUGGGAUGAUAAACAAGCUCAUCUCCGGAAAUUACAUGCCCUGUAUCCACGUGUUCUGACCUCACAGGGUUUCCCAGAACUCCUUUCGGGGAGGCUGCCCGUCCUUCUGACAAAGUUUGUCUGUUCCUGUGACGAUGCUGGUUCUGAGUACUGCUCGUUCUUACCAGCCAAGAAAUCCAGAGAAGUUCCUCGUGUUUAGCGGUUAAUCAGAUCCAUUUUUAUGUAAAUUAAAGUGCUUUAUUAUUUACCAAGUGCAGCUCAUGUAGAAAUUAAUAAUUUCAGGAAAUAUUUAUCAAAACCAAAAAAGGAUCCCUGGAUUCUGUGUAGGUGUAUGUUGCUUCCAUUACUGUUAAGAGCAAGUAGACACACCCCUUUCCCCCACUGAGAUGAGAAUGGGCUCCUAAAUGUUUUAUGAUCCAUAUAACUGAAUUGUUUACUUUGUAGUUGACUGUAGUUAUUGUCACUAUUUGUUCAAAUAAGUUUCUAGAAGGUUCGGAUUUGACUAACACUGUAGCAAGGUGCUUUCUUUCCACUGCUCCAUUCUCACUCAGUUCUCACAUCAGCUAUGCAAGGUAGGUCUGAUUACUGACCGACAGGCCAGAUUUCCCAAAGUCUCACAGUGCUCAUAAACCGGAGAACUGACAUCUGGACCCCGCCCCAAAUCCAGUGCUCAGACCAUCAGACGAAACUGCCAUCUUCAGGCCCACAAAAGUCCAUUUAUCACAGAGACUU